CGCCCGCCGCGCCCGCCGCUCCCGCCGCCGCCGCUCCCGCCGCCGCUCCCCGCCGCCGCCGCCGCCGCGCUGCAGGACUGGCUAUGGCCACCACUACUUCCGGGUUCCGUCACUUCAUUCUCCCGCCGAUCAGCGCCGCAAAACUGAGCCUCUUCUAUAAGGCAGCCGGCAGCCAACCUGCCAACACUUACUGACACUCACUCAUCCCAGGAGUGAGGGAGAGAGCGAGACAAAAUACCUGCCGGGAGGAGGAAAAAAAAAAAAAAAAAAAAAGGAGAGAGGGGGAAGUCCGGGCUUUGCAAACUAUUCAAUUUUUUCUUCGCAUCUUUCCCCACCCCCCCUUCACAGUACUUUGAAAAAAAACAAAACAAAACCAAAACCAACAACCCUAUAAGCGAUCCUAAAAGGCAAAACCCGAGCACGGAGUUACUGGAAGAAGAAACCGGGGUUAAAAAGAUUCCUCCUCUCUUCUUCAUCAUCAUCAACCAUCAUUCAUUCACUACCUUGACAUUCCCUGGCUUUGAUUGACAGCUGGAGUGGCAAAAAGCCAUGAGACACGACAGUUUGGUUACAUGUGGGUUGCUGACGGGCCGAUCGUAACCUUCAGUUUGGGGGCUUGACAAUUAUUUUUUUUUUUUUUUUUUUUUUUUUUUUUUUUUUUUUGCGUAGAGAAAGAAAAAAGGAAAAAGAGACACAGAAAAAGGAAAGAGAAAGAGACAGAAAAAAAGAAGAAAACACAGAAACUCAUCGUGGUUCUUGACUGUUUUUUUAUAUAUUGUUGUUGUUGUUGUUGUUGUUAUUAUUUACCCAUAUUGGAGGAUAGGAGAAGUCUAUAAGUGGGUUGCAAAAAAAAAAAAAAAAGGAAUCUUCUUCACUCUAAAUCACUUUCUUUGCUGGACUGGGAUAUUAAAUAUACGACACAUCCAGGAGUUUAUUGGAGCGCAGACUGAUGGCGCAAAGGUACGAUGAGCUGCCCCACUACGGCGGGAUGGACGGAGUAGGGGUGCCGGCGUCCAUGUACGGGGACCCCCACGCCCCCCGGCCGAUCCCCCCGGUGCACCACCUCAACCAUGGGCCGCCGCUCCACGCCGGACAGCACUACGGCGCCCACGCCCCGCACCCCAAUGUCAUGCCGGCCAGCAUGGGCUCCGCUGUCAACGACGCCCUGAAGCGGGACAAGGAUGCGAUCUACGGGCACCCGUUGUUCCCCCUCUUAGCUCUGGUCUUUGAGAAGUGCGAGCUGGCGACCUGCACGCCCCGGGAGCCCGGAGUGGCCGGCGGGGACGUCUGCUCGUCCGACUCCUUCAACGAGGACAUCGCCGUCUUCGCUAAACAGGUCCGCGCCGAAAAACCACUUUUUUCUUCAAAUCCAGAGCUGGACAAUUUGAUGAUCCAAGCAAUACAAGUACUAAGGUUUCAUCUUUUGGAAUUAGAAAAGGUUCAUGAAUUGUGUGAUAAUUUCUGCCAUCGGUACAUUAGUUGUUUGAAAGGAAAAAUGCCAAUAGACCUUGUUAUUGAUGAAAGGGAUGGCAGCUCCAAAUCAGACCAUGAAGAACUCUCAGGAUCUUCCACAAAUUUAGCCGAUCAUAAUCCUUCAUCUUGGAGAGACCACGAUGAUGCAACCUCAACGCACUCGGCAGGCACACCAGGGCCCUCCAGCGGGGGCCACGCUUCCCAGAGCGGAGACAACAGCAGCGAGCAAGGUGAUGGUUUAGACAACAGUGUAGCCUCACCUGGUACAGGAGAUGAUGAUGACCCAGACAAGGACAAAAAGCGUCAGAAGAAAAGAGGCAUUUUCCCCAAAGUAGCAACAAAUAUCAUGAGAGCGUGGCUUUUCCAGCAUCUCACACAUCCAUAUCCUUCAGAGGAGCAGAAGAAACAGUUAGCCCAAGACACGGGACUUACAAUUCUACAAGUAAACAACUGGUUUAUUAAUGCCAGAAGAAGAAUAGUACAGCCUAUGAUUGACCAGUCAAAUCGAGCAGGCAAGUUCCAAGUAGUAUCUGUAUUCAAGUCCCACAGGCGCAAAUCCUCAUCAAGUUAUUCUUCAGGAGUCCCAUCACCUGGUUUUCUUCUUGAUCCUUCAGUGAGCCAAGGAGCAGCAUAUAGUCCAGAGGGUCAGCCGAUGGGAAGCUUUGUGUUGGAUGGUCAGCAGCACAUGGGAAUCCGGCCUGCAGGACCUAUGAGUGGAAUGGGCAUGAAUAUGGGCAUGGAUGGGCAAUGGCACUACAUGUAACCUUCAUCUUGUAAACCAGUCGCAAAGCAAGGGGGAAGUUUGCAAGGCAUGCCAGGGGACUACGUAUCUCAGGGUGGUCCUAUGGGUAUGAGUAUGGCACAGCCAAGUUACACUCCUCCCCAGAUGACCCCACACCCAACUCAAUUAAGACAUGGACCCCCAAUCCAUUCAUAUUUGCCAAGUCACCCCCACCACCCAGCCAUGAUGAUGCACGGAGGACCCCCUAUCCACCCUGGAAUGACCAUGUCAGCACAGAGCCCCACAAUGUUAAAUUCUGUAGACCCCAGUGUUGAUGGACAGGUUAUGGACAUUCAUGCCCAAUAGUAUAAGGGAACUCAAGGGAAAAACAAAACAAAAACAAACAGAAACUAUUUUAAGACUUUUGAACUUUGACCAGAUGUUGACACUUAAUACGAAAUUCCAGACAGCUGUGAUUAUUUUUUACUUUUUGUCAUUUUUCAUCAACAACAGAGGACCAAUGAAACAAGAACACAAAUGUGAAAUCAUGGGCUCACUGAAAUGAACAUGUCCAUGUACAGAUCCUCUGGAAAAAAAAAAGACUCCAAGAGUUAUAACUACUGUAGUAUAAACAUAGGAACUAAGUUAACUUGUACAUUUCUGUUGAUCACUCCGUUACGUUGCCUCAAAUAGUUUUAGAAGAAAAAAAAUCCUUGUUUUCCACACUAUGUGUGUUGUUCCCAAAAGAAUGACUGUUUUGGUUCAGCAGUGAAGUCACUAUCCAUGAAAGACCUGUUUUGGCCAGUGAGAAAAGAACUACCCUGGAGAUGAAGAUGAAAAGUCUUGCUGGGUCUCUCAUCACUCAGAAGACUGUUCCAAGAAGGCCUUGCCAUUCCCUCAUUUUGUUCCUUCAUAAAAUGUGUCCUUUAGUUUCAAACAGAUCUUUAUAGUUUGUGCUUCAUUAAGUCUCUCCCCAUUCCUCCCAAUCUUUUUUUUUUUUUGGACUCUUCUUCAAAGAGCUUGCAGGUGAAGAUUUAAAAGACAGAACAGACAGAGCAGAAGCUUCUUCCAGUAGUUCUGAGCCUUGGCUUUGGACAAAACAAAACUAAAAGUUGGGCAGCUUUCCUCAAUGAAAGAAGUUACUAACGGUCUUUGCACCAAACCUAGGACUUUAUCAUGAACUCAAAGCUUGGGAAAAAAAAAAAAGCAAGAGAAUACUGUAACAAACUUCGUACAGAGUUCGGUCUAUUAAUUGUUUCAUGUUAGAUAUUCUAUGUGUUUACCUCAAUUGAAAAAAAAAAAAGAAUGUUUUUGCUAGUAUCAGAUCUGCUGUGGAAUUGGUAUUGUAUGUCCAUGAAUUCUUCCUUUCUCAGCACGUGUUCCUCACUAGAAGAAAAUGCUGUUACCUUUAAGCUUUGUCAAAAUUUACAUUAAAAUACUUGUAUGAGGACUGUGACGUUAUGUUUUAAAAAGAAAAAAAAAAGGUGUUAAGUCACAAAAUGCGGUAAUAAAUAUUUCAUUUUUGAUUUUUU
Molecule: messenger RNA, 3726 nt
Organism: Oenanthe melanoleuca
Lineage: Eukaryota; Metazoa; Chordata; Aves; Passeriformes; Muscicapidae
Gene: MEIS2
Product: Meis homeobox 2
Exons: 13
Coding region: 950-2236 (428 amino acids)
Biological process (GO): positive regulation of transcription by RNA polymerase II; brain development; embryonic pattern specification
Molecular function (GO): DNA-binding transcription activator activity, RNA polymerase II-specific; RNA polymerase II cis-regulatory region sequence-specific DNA binding
Source: RefSeq, a predicted model, not a curated record